AUGACGGUGGUGGAAAAUCGACAUGCGGACAGUGAGGUCGCUGCUCCUCCCAAGCAUCAGCUUCUUCCAGUCAAGUGGUAUCGUUCCACAUUCUUCAACAUCACGGUUCUUGGCUUGUGUAACUUGUCUGCCCCGGGUAUCUGGGUAGCCAUGAACUCGCUUGGUGCCGGUGGUGCAGCUUCGCCUAAGCUCAUCAACGCUGCCAAUGCCUUGACAUUCUGUCUCAUGGUGGUGUCUUGUUACUUCUCGAGUACUCUGGUUCGAUAUAUCGGCAUCAAGGGUGCUCUGAUCUUUGGAACUCUUGGAUAUGCACCUUAUGCAGCAGGCCUUUACACCAACAACCGCUUCGGAACAGAAUGGCUCGUUCUCGUCGGUGCUGCUCUCUGUGGUAUCUCAGCUGGUGUCUUCUGGAUGGCCGAGGCCGCUAUCGCCAUCGCAUAUCCUGAGCCUUGGAACCGUGGUAAAGCUCUAGGUUACUGGCUUACCUACCGUCUAUCUGGCCAGAUCCUCGGUGGUGCCAUCAAUCUUGGUCUAAAUGCCGACCGCAACGAGGCUGGAAAGGUCUCUUACACUGUUUACCUCAUCUUCAUUGCUCUCCAAGCUGUUGGUCCUUUCGUUGCUCUGUUGCUCAGCAAGCCGCAUCAGGUUCAAAGGAAAGAUGGCGUCACGGUCAAGUUGGAGAUUGACAAGCUUCCUAGCUUCGAGCUGAAGGAGACGGCCAGACUCUUCUUCACGAAGAAGUUCCUUCUGGUCGUUCUGUUCAUCGGACAGGCUGUGUUUGCGGAAGCCGUAUUCUUCACUUACCUUUCCUUAUGGUUUACUGUUCGAUCCCGUGCUCUUGGAUCUUUCUUGGGCGGCAUCGUUGCCGUCACCGCUGGUAAUGUUCUGGGUGUUUGGCUCGACCGUACCAAGGUUUCUCUACGAUUCCGUACCAGAUCUUCUUUCGCCUUUCUUGCUACUCUCCAAGGCGCUUGUUGGAUCUGGGUCACAGUCUUGGUUACCAGGUUCCGUGAGACAAGGCCAACCUACGAUUGGGUUGAUUCGGGAUUCGGCCAUUCAUUCGCCAUCUUCUUGUUACUCACAUUGUCAUUCCAGCUAAACUACCUCUUCCUCUACUUCGUUAUUCAUCAUCUCGCCGACACUCAAGACGAGAUCAUUCGGUUCUCUGCCCUCCUCCGAGGUACUGAAUCCGCCUGGCAAGCUGUCAGCUACGGCAUUACUUCCUUGCCUCUCUUCGCUGAGGUCGGUGGCGUUUACUUCAACUUCGCACUUUGGGGUCUUUCUAUCUUCCCUGCUUGGUUGGUUCUCAAGGAUUUCGGUUCUCGUCCUGCUGCUUCUCUUGAGAGCCCCAUCCAGGAGGUUGAUAGUCAGACCUAUGGGUCCAACUCCGGCGAGGACAGUGAUAUCAAGAAGCAAUAGACAGUGACGGGCUUAUUCAUGGACUCUUCGGAGGUAUCAGAGAGGGAAUGGCUCAAGAGCGUCGUGAACUUAGAGAUUUUAUAGAUAUUAAAUCUAGAAUAUUUAUAUGAAAGUUGUUGAA
Fusarium verticillioides 7600 is the source of this 1540-nucleotide messenger RNA. RefSeq lists its product as hypothetical. The record is from RefSeq and is a predicted model, not a curated record. NCBI's taxonomy places the organism in Eukaryota, Fungi, Ascomycota, Sordariomycetes, Hypocreales, Nectriaceae. Gene Ontology annotation, molecular function: transmembrane transporter activity. Gene Ontology annotation, biological process: transmembrane transport. The transcript is spliced from 6 exons. The coding region runs from base 1 to 1419 and encodes 472 amino acids.